AUGUUACAAGAUGAAAGUGAUAAAAACAAGUUCAAAUGUAGACUUAAAGAAAAUAUAAGUGGUUUGGAUGAAUUAUGUAUGAAGGAGUUAGACUUGGAGAAUAUAUGGCAAAAUGUAAAGAAAGGUUUAGUGGAUGCAGCUACCGAAGUAUGUGGUGUUAGUAAGAGAAAGAAUGAAAGGAAAAAUAAUACGUUAUGCUGGGAUGAUGAGAUAUGUAUGGAAGUUGAAGCAAAGAAGAGAGAAUGGCUAGAUUUACUAGCAACAAAGGCUGCUAAUUCUAGUGGUACGAAUGGUGAUAUUGAAAGAAAAAAGGUAGUCUUUAGACAUCUUAAUAAGAGAGUAAAAAAAGUAGUUGAAAGAAAAAAGCAAGAAAGAACGGAUAAGAAUUAUAGAAGAAUAUCGGAUAACUUCCAGGCAAAUAUUAAAAUGUUCUGGAAACUUGUAAGAACUGCCAGGGGACAUUCAAAACAGCCUAUGAUGAAUGCUAUAAGAGACGAGAAUGGCUAUAUUCUGAAUGAUGAAGUUUUGAGUUUAAAGAGAUGGAAGGAAUAUUUUGAAAGCGUGUUUAUGAGUGAGGAGACAACGUGUGUACUAAGUGAAGUAGAAACACCGAAAGAAGAAUAA
Messenger RNA from Parnassius apollo (apollo), 624 nucleotides. The record is from the annotation of a GenBank genome assembly. Lineage: Eukaryota; Metazoa; Arthropoda; Insecta; Lepidoptera; Papilionidae.